Canis lupus familiaris (dog) is the source of this 2367-nucleotide messenger RNA. RefSeq names its product toll like receptor 2 (gene TLR2). Gene Ontology annotation, molecular function: transmembrane signaling receptor activity; triacyl lipopeptide binding; protein binding. Lineage: Eukaryota; Metazoa; Chordata; Mammalia; Carnivora; Canidae. The record is from RefSeq and is marked provisional. Gene Ontology annotation, cellular component: membrane. Gene Ontology annotation, biological process: toll-like receptor signaling pathway; inflammatory response; immune response.
GGACAAUGUCACGUGUUUUGUGGACAUUGUGGGUUUUGGGGGCUGUAACCAACCUCUCCAAGGAAGAGGCCCCUGACCAGUCUUCUUCUCUGUCCUGUGACCCCACUGGUGUCUGCGAUGGCCGCUCCAGAUCUUUGAACUCCAUGCCCUCAGGGCUCACAGCAGCUGUGAGAAGCCUUGACCUCUCCAACAAUGAGAUCACCUACAUUGGCAACAGUGACCUUCGGGAUUGUGUGAACCUCAAGGCUCUGAGGCUGGAGUCUAAUGGAAUUAACACAAUAGAGGAAGAAUCUUUUUUUUCCCUGUGGAGUCUUGAACAUUUGGACUUAUCUUAUAACCUCUUAUCUAACUUAUCAUCCUCCUGGUUCAGGCCCCUUUCUUCAUUGAAGUUCUUAAACCUACUGGGAAAUCCUUACAAAUCACUUGGGGAAACACCUCUUUUUUCUCAGCUCACAAAUCUAAGAAUUCUGAAAGUAGGAAAUAUCUACAGCUUCACUGAGAUUCAGGAUAAGGAUUUUGCUGGGCUAACCUUUCUUGAGGAACUGGAGAUCGAUGCUUCAAAUCUCCAGAGGUAUGAGCCAAAGAGUUUGAAAUCGAUUCAGAACAUCAGCUAUCUGGCCCUCCGUAUGAAGCAGCCUGUUUUACUGGUGGAGAUUUUUGUAGAUCUUUCCAGUUCCUUGAAACAUUUAGAACUGAGAGAUACUCAUUUGGACACUUUCCACUUUUCAGAGGCAUCCAUCAAUGAAACACAUACGUUGGUUAAAAAGUGGACAUUUAGAAAUGUGAAAGUCACCGAUAGAAGUUUUACUGAGGUUGUGAGACUGUUGAAUUAUGUUUCUGGAGUGUUAGAAGUAGAGUUUGAGGACUGUACCCUUUAUGGGCUCGGUGAUUUUGACAUACCUGAUGUGGACAAAAUUAAAAAUAUAGGUCAGAUAGAGACACUAACAGUACGGAGGUUGCAUAUUCCACACUUUUACUCAUUUUACGAUAUGAGUAGUAUAUAUUCACUUACAGAAGAUGUUAAAAGAAUCACAGUAGAAAGCAGUAAGGUCUUUCUGGUUCCUUGCUCACUUUCACAACAUUUAAAAUCCCUAGAAUAUUUGGAUCUCAGCGACAAUUUAAUGGUUGAAGAAUACUUGAGAAACUCAGCCUGUCAGCAUGCUUGGCCCCUCCUGCAAACCUUAAUUUUAAGGCAAAAUCGUUUGAAAUCCUUAGAGAAAACUGGAGAAACUUUGCUUACUUUGAAAAACCUGGUGAACCUUGAUAUUAGUAAGAAUAAUUAUCUUUCUAUGCCUGAAACUUGUCAGUGGCCAGAAAAGCUGAAAUGUUUGAACUUAUCCGACACAAGAAUGCAAAGUAUAACCCGUUGCAUCCCUCAGACACUGGAAAUUUUAGAUGUUAGCAAUAAUAAUCUCGAGUCAUUUUCCCUGAUUUUGCCACAACUUAAAGAACUUUCUAUUUCCAGAAAUAAGUUGAAGACUCUACCAGAUGCCUCCUUCUUACCCACCUUACAAAUUAUGAGAAUCAGCAGAAACACAAUAAACGCUUUCUCGAAGGAGCAACUGGAUUCCUUUCACAGGCUGCAGACCCUGGAGGCCGGUGGCAACAACUUCCUUUGCUCCUGUGAAUUCCUGUCUUUCACUCAGGAGCAGCAGGCCCUGGCCGGGCUCCUGGUCGGCUGGCCAGAGGACUACCUGUGCCACUCCCCCUCCUACGUGCGGGGCCAGCGGGUUGGGACCGCCCGGCUCCCGGCUUCUGAGUGCCACCGGACAGCUCUGGUGGCCGCCGUGUGCUGUGUCUUGCUCCUGCUGGUCCUGCUCACGGCGGGGGCGUGCCACCAUUUCCACGGGCUGUGGUACCUGAGAAUGCUGUGGGCCUGGCUCCAGGCCAAAAGGAAGCCCAGGAAAGCCCCCUCCAGGGACGUCUGUUAUGACGCCUUUGUGUCUUACAGUGAGCAUGAUUCCUACUGGGUGGAGAACCUUCUGGUCCAGAAGCUGGAGCACUUCAAUCCCCCGUUCAAGUUGUGCCUUCACAAGCGGGACUUUAUUCCCGGCAAGUGGAUUAUUGACAAUAUCAUUGACUCCAUCGAGAAGAGCCACAAAACCAUCUUUGUGCUUUCUGAAAACUUCGUGAAGAGCGAGUGGUGCAAGUACGAGCUGGACUUCUCCCAUUUUCGCCUCUUUGAUGAGAACAACGAUGCUGCCAUCCUCAUUCUUCUGGAGCCCAUUGAGAAAAAGGCCAUCCCCCAGCGAUUCUGUAAGCUGCGGAAGAUAAUGAACACCAAGACGUACCUGGAGUGGCCCACCGAUGAUGCUCAGCAGGAAGGGUUUUGGUUAAAUUUGAGAACAGCAAUAAAAUCCUAGAUUC